Messenger RNA from Cynocephalus volans (Philippine flying lemur), 2889 nucleotides. RefSeq names its product tripartite motif containing 23 (gene TRIM23). The coding region runs from base 33 to 1757 and encodes 574 amino acids. Lineage: Eukaryota; Metazoa; Chordata; Mammalia; Dermoptera; Cynocephalidae. Gene Ontology annotation, biological process: intracellular protein transport; vesicle-mediated transport. Gene Ontology annotation, cellular component: lysosomal membrane; cytoplasm; plasma membrane. The transcript has 11 exons. The record is from RefSeq and is a predicted model, not a curated record. Gene Ontology annotation, molecular function: zinc ion binding; GTP binding; GTPase activity.
ACGGCUGGGUUUGCGGCGCCUCUCCUCCCAGGAUGGCUUCCCUGGUUGUAAACAAACCUGGAGCGGGACUAGACAGUGGUCGGCAGGGCACCCGGGGGACGGCUGUGGUGAAGGUGUUAGAGUGUGGAGUUUGUGAAGAUGUCUUUUCUUUGCAAGGAGACAAAGUUCCUCGCCUUCUGCUUUGUGGCCACACAGUCUGUCAUGACUGUCUUACCCGCCUCCCUCUUCAUGGAAGAGCAAUCCGUUGCCCAUUUGAUCGACAAGUAACAGACCUGGGAGAUUCAGGUGUCUGGGGAUUGAAAAAAAAUUUUGCUUUAUUGGAGCUUUUGGAACGACUGCAGAAUGGACAUAUUGGUCAGUAUGGAGCUUCAGAAGAAGCCAUUGGGAUAUCUGGAGAGAGCAUCAUUCGUUGCGAUGAAGAUGAAGCUCAUGUUGCGUCUGUAUAUUGCACUGUGUGUGCCACUCACUUGUGCUCAGACUGUUCCCAAGUUACUCAUUCCACAAAGACAUUAGCAAAGCACAGGCGAGUGCCUCUAGCUGAUAAACCUCAUGAGAAAACCAUGUGCUCUCAGCACCAGGUACAUGCCAUUGAGUUUGUUUGCUUAGAAGAAGGUUGUCAAACUAGCCCACUCAUGUGUUGUGUCUGCAAAGAAUAUGGAAAACACCAAGGUCACAAGCAUUCGGUAUUGGAACCAGAAGCUAACCAGAUCCGAGCAUCAAUUUUAGAUAUGGCCCACUGUAUACGGACCUUCACUGAGGAAAUCUCAGAUUAUUCCAGAAAAUUAGUUGGAAUCGUUCAGCACAUUGAAGGAGGAGAACAAAUAGUGGAAGAUGGAAUUGGAAUGGCUCACACAGAACAUGUACCAGGUACAGCUGAGAAUGCUCGAUCAUGUGUCCGAGCUUAUUUUUCUGAUCUACAUGAAACUCUGUGUCGUCAAGAAGAAAUGGCUCUAAGUGUUGUUGAUGCUCAUGUUCGUGAAAAACUGAUUUGGCUCAGGCAGCAGCAAGAAGAUAUGACUAUUUUGUUGUCCCAGGUUUCAACAGCCUGCCUGCAUUGUGAAAAGACUUUGCAGCAGGAUGAUUGUAGAGUUGUCCUGGCAAAACAGGAAAUUACAAGAUUACUGGAAACAUUGCAGAAACAGCAGCAGCAAUUUACAGAGGUUGCAGAUCACAUUCAGUUGGAUGCCAGCAUCCCUGUGACAUUUACAAAGGAUAACAGAGUUCACAUUGGACCAAAAAUGGAAAUUCGGGUUGUUACGUUAGGAUUAGAUGGUGCUGGAAAAACGACUAUUUUGUUUAAGUUAAAACAGGAUGAGUUCAUGCAGCCCAUUCCAACAAUUGGUUUUAAUGUCGAAACUGUAGAGUACAAAAAUCUAAAAUUCACCAUUUGGGAUGUAGGUGGAAAACACAAAUUAAGACCAUUGUGGAAACAUUAUUACCUCAAUACCCAAGCUGUUGUAUUUGUUGUCGAUAGCAGUCAUAGAGACAGAAUUAGUGAAGCACACAGUGAACUUGCAAAGUUGUUAACAGAAAAAGAACUACGAGAUGCUUUGCUCCUCAUUUUUGCUAACAAACAGGAUGUUGCUGGAGCACUGUCAGUAGAAGAAAUCACUGAACUUCUCAGUCUCCAUAAACUAUGCUGUGGCCGUAGCUGGUAUAUUCAGGGCUGUGAUGCUCGAAGCGGUAUGGGACUGUACGAAGGGUUGGACUGGCUCUCACGGCAACUCGUGGCUGCUGGAGUAUUGGAUGUUGCCUGAUUUUAAAUGCAGCAGUUCAAAGUUUGUGGUUAAGUGUUAUUUUACACAUAUGAUGUUGUAGGAAAUUCUACAUCUCAAAGAUGAUAGUUAAUUUAGGAUAUGUAUAUAAAAGGAAUCUUGGGUUGAGAAUUCAGUACAUUAUUGUAUCUAAAAAAUUAUUCUAUGGUAAAAUUUAAAUAUCUGAGAUUAGAUUGAAUAGAGAUUUCUUGAAUAUACAUUCUUUUAAAAAGUACAUUUGUUAUUUAAGUUUUUCAGAUUAUAUGUGUCCCAUAUAUUGGAAAAGAAGUAGUCACAGAGAAAGGGUAAGUGAAGGUUUAUUCUUUCAGUGAAAAAAUAGCAAACUGAGUGCCUAAUGGAACCUCUGUGUGGAACAUGGGAAGUAUAGCUUCUUUAGCCUGCCUUUUCACUGAAUUGUGGCACUAUUUAGUGGUAGAAAUUCAGUUGCUUAAUGCAUCUUUGGGUGAUAGGAUUACUAUACUUUCUGUUCAGUAUAACAGAACACCUUUAAUGCUAAGAAUAUAAGCUAUAUAAUAAAGUUAAUAUUUUAUAGUGUUUUAUUAAAAUUUUCUUCUACAGUGUUUUGUAUAAAAUACAGUGAAACAGAAUGAAAUUUUAUCUAACUAGGCCUGACCGUCAGAUCAGUACUAAACUGAAGAAUGAUUAAUAAAACUGAAAGUCAUUUGAUUUUCACUAAGAAAUACCCAUUUCCAGGACUGAACCUAGGCUUAUGUAUAGUUUCCUAGGUCAGAGCUCUAAAUUAGUCCUUCUAUUUUUAGUACAUUUAAAGUACUUAGAGUGUUUCUAAAAUAAUAUUGCCUUCUUCGAGAGAAUAAGUAAAUAAAUAAGACUAUAAGUAAAAUGUGAUAAGUUACACAGAGAACCGGGGUUGGCUUUACAUGAAAGAUAGAGACCUAAAUAGAAAACUACUUUUAUCUUAAGAGUUCUUUAAACAAUGAGGAAUGCUUAUUACCUAAUUGCUUUAAAAUAUUUCCCAAAAUAAGUGCAUUUAUGUUGACAAUACAAUAUCAUCAAGGCUCUUGAUGACAAGUCCUUAAAAAGGUAUUUAAGAGGAAAAGUAUGUGUAAAGAAGAAAAAGAAAAAUUCAAAAAGUUUACAUUUAUUAUGCAGUGUU